Molecule: messenger RNA, 1305 nt
Organism: Fusarium verticillioides 7600
Lineage: Eukaryota; Fungi; Ascomycota; Sordariomycetes; Hypocreales; Nectriaceae
Exons: 6
Coding region: 1-1305 (434 amino acids)
Molecular function (GO): catalytic activity
Source: RefSeq, a predicted model, not a curated record
AUGUUAACCAUCCGAAGAAAACUGGUUGCCCCGCUUUGGCGCUCGGCUUUGAGCACAAGAGGCAAUGCGACAGCGGCAACUCCAAGGUUGCCUCUAACGGGAAUCAGAGUCUUGGACAUAUCUAGAGUUCUCGCUGGACCAUAUUGCGCGCAGAUUCUCGGCGAUCUAGGAGCCGAAGUUAUCAAGAUCGAACAUCCGACACGAGGCGACGAUACGAGAGCAUGGGGACCUCCUUUUGCACCUUAUAAAGACGGACGAGAUGGCGAGGGCGAAAGUGCAUAUUAUUUAUCGGUGAACCGAAACAAGAGAUCGGUAGCAGUCUCAUUCAAGGAAAAAGAAGGGGCAAAACUGAUCCAAACCCUCGCUGCGAAAGCCGAUGUCAUCGUCGAGAACUACCUGCCCGGCACUCUGAAGAAAUACGGACUCGACUACAAUACCCUUGCCAAGACGAACCCUCGGCUUAUUUACGCGAGUAUAACUGGUUAUGGUCAGACAGGUCCAUACAGCAGUCGUGCAGGUUUUGAUGUCAUGGUCGAAGCUGAGAUGGGUCUGAUGCACAUCACAGGCCCACGGGAUGGACCGCCAGUAAAAGUCGGCGUUGCGGUCACUGACUUGACAACUGGACUAUAUGCGGUCAACAGUAUCCUAGCUGCUGUGAUCGAGAGGAGUCACUCUGGUCAGGGCCAGGCUUUGGAUGUGUGUUUGAGUGAUUGUCAGGUCGCGACUUUGGCGAACAUGGCGCAAUCUGUGUUGGUGACGGGGAAGAGAGAUGGUGGACGAUAUGGAACAUCACAUCCAUCUGUUGUGCCCUACCGCGCAUUCCGCACCAAAGACGGCGACAUCCUCAUUGGUGGGGCUAAUGACCGACUCUUCGGCGUUUUGUGCAAAUGCCUUGGUCAAGACAAUUGGGCAACUGACGAACGUUUCUCUACGAACUCAGCGCGAGUAGCGAAUAGAGAUGUGCUCGAACGGAUGAUUGAAGACAUUACAAGUUCCAAGCUAUCCAAAGAAUGGCUUGAUAUCUUUGAGGGUACUGGUCUGGCGUAUGCCAAGAUUAACGAUAUCAAGGACACGCUGGAGCAUUCACAUGUUGUGGCGAGAGAUAUGAUCAAGGAAAUCCAGCAUCCUGCAUGUGGGCAGUUGAAGGUUCUCAACAGCCCUGUCAAAUACUCCAGAACCCAGCCUUCGAUCCGCACGCCGCCUCCACUACUGGGAGAGCAUACUGAUGAGGUAUUAAGAGACGUACUGGGUCUAGAUUCAGCUGAGAUUGAGAGACUAAGAGAGAAGAAGGCCGUCGGUGGAUAA